Molecule: messenger RNA, 426 nt
Organism: Lithohypha guttulata
Lineage: Eukaryota; Fungi; Ascomycota; Eurotiomycetes; Chaetothyriales; Trichomeriaceae
Exons: 2
Coding region: 1-426 (141 amino acids)
Cellular component (GO): nucleus; cytosol
Molecular function (GO): DNA binding
Source: RefSeq, a predicted model, not a curated record
AUGGCGGAUGAUGAAUUAGCACAGAUCCGUGCUGCACGACUGGCACAACUGAAACAGCAAGGCGCAAGUCAAUCGAAUGGUGCAAAUGGUGGAGGGACCGCAGGAGAGGAUGACCAGCGCAAGCAACAAGAAGAGCAACGAGCAUCAAUCCUAAACCAAAUCCUCGAACCAGAAGCUGCAGACAGACUGGGCCGAAUACGCAUGGUUAAAGAAUCACGCGCCAAAGAAGUUGAAGAGAGAUUGAUCAUGCUGGCACGAUCAGGACAGCUAAGAUCCAAGGUUACAGAGGAUCAACUGAAGCAGUUGCUGACCUCUUUGACCGAGCACGAAGAGCAGACUGGCAAGAAUAUCAAGAGUGCAAAGGUAGUGCGCAGGACGACCUGGGACGACGAAGACGAUUUGGACGACCUGUUGAACGACGUCUGA